This is a messenger RNA of Scheffersomyces coipomensis, 1986 nucleotides long. RefSeq names its product Tpo4p (gene TPO4). The transcript has a single exon. Gene Ontology annotation, molecular function: spermidine transmembrane transporter activity; spermine transmembrane transporter activity. Gene Ontology annotation, cellular component: plasma membrane. Gene Ontology annotation, biological process: transmembrane transport; spermine transport; spermidine transport. The record is from RefSeq and is a predicted model, not a curated record. Bases 1 to 1986 code for a protein of 661 amino acids. NCBI's taxonomy places the organism in Eukaryota, Fungi, Ascomycota, Pichiomycetes, Serinales, Debaryomycetaceae.
AUGGGUAUAUUUGGUACUUCUCGAGAAGAAGAAGAGCAAUUAAGACAGGCAUCGCUCCAAAUAGGUUCGGCUAGUCAGGAUGCUAGUCGUCAGUCGAUUUCCUCUUCUACUGGUGAAAGUUCAUAUUAUGUAACUGCCGAUGAAGGAGAAGAAGAUGAAGAGGAAGAAGAAGCAGAAGAAGAAAGUGACGGUAAAGGAGAAGAUGAAAUUCAACAAUAUAACAAGGAACAACCAAAAGAAGAUAAACUUGAACCUGAGGAAACAGCUAGUUUGGAUAGUGAUUCAGAUAAUCAAGAUGACACCGAUGUCGAAACCAUACCAUAUAAUAAACCUUCAAUUCCAUCAGCUCCUGAAUCAGUAUCACCAACAAUUGCCGAAGGCUUAGAUGCUGAACCAUAUGAUCCUUCGGAUGAUGAACGUUCCUUAAGAAGAAAACGGACUUUAGAAAAAAUUCAUUCUCAUAGAUCUAUUGACUUACAACUUCAUACCCAAUUAUCAAGAACUUUAACUGUGUUAAGUGAAAAAGAAAUCGCUGCUGGAUAUCUGAAUAUAAAUGAUUUAGAUUGGGACUCCUUACAAGAUCCAGCUAAUCCUGAUAAUUGGUCUAAAUUGAAAAAAUGGUAUAUUACUUGUGUGGUGGCAUUAUUAUGUUUAUGUUGUACCUUAGGAUCUUCAUUAUAUACUUCUAGUAUUCCUGAAUUGAUGAUGCAAUUUGGUGCUUCUCAAGAACUUUGCAUAUCUGGUUUAACCUUCUAUAUGCUUGGGUUAGGACUUGGUCCAGUAUUCACAGCUCCACUUUCCGAAAUUAUUGGUAGAAGAUAUAUUUAUUCAAUUUCGUUACCAAUUGGGAUGUUAUUCACUUUAGGAGUACUGUUUUCUACCAAUAUGAGAACUAUAUUAGUACUUAGAUUCUUUUGUGGAUAUUUCUUAUCACCUGCAUUAUCAAUCGCUGGAGGAACUAUAUCUGAAAUCUGGGCAUCUGAUCCUCAAGAAUUAGGAACAGCAGUAGCAUUAUUUUGUUUAGCACCAUUCUUAGGUCCAACCAUUGGUCCAGUUAUUGGAGGGUUUGCAGCUGAAAAUAAAGGGUGGAAAUGGUCUGCCAGUUAUAUCCUUUUAAUGUUCAGUGGUUUGAUUUUACCAUGUUUGCUUAUUAUACCUGAAACCUAUAAACCUAUCAUUUUAGAAAGAAGAGCCAAGAAAAGAAAUAUUAAAGUAAGGGGUCCACAAUUUAGUUGGGAUUUUAUUAAAAAGAUCAUAAAGAAUGAUUUAUUUAGACCAUUUAAAAUGUUAUUCACCGAUGCUAUAGUUUUCUUUUUAUCAAUUUAUUUUUCAUUCGUCAUGGCCGUAUUAUUUGGUUUCUUUGAGGCUUAUCCAAUCAUUUUUGUGGGGGUUUACCAUAUGAAUUUGGGUGUUUCAGGAUUACCAUUUAUUGGAAUUGGAAUUGGAUUAGUUGCGGGGAUCUUCUUCUUUGGAGUUUUCAGUAAAUUGGUAUUCUUUAAUAAGGAUGGUACGGAAAAUGAAAAAUAUUCUUCUCCAGAAUCAACUUUAAUUAUAGGAAAAAUUGGAUCUUUCUGUUUACCAGUAUCAUUAUUUUGGUUAGGUUGGUCUGCUAGACCUUCAGUUCAUUAUAUGGUUCCAGUUGCUGCGGGGGUACCAUUUGGGUUUGGAUUAGUGUUAAUAUUUUUCACUGUUUUAUUGUAUUUUUCAAAAUGUUUUCCUGCUAGCAACGUUGCAUCUGCCUUAGCUGCAAACAAUGUAUUAAGGUAUACUUUCGCCUCAGUAUUUCCAUUAUUUACGGUACAAAUGUAUGAUAAUCUAGGAAUUGGAUGGGCAUCAUCUGUAUUUGCAUUUAUUUCAUUAGCCUUAGUUCCAGUUCCAUUUGUAUUUUCCAUGUAUGGUGAAAGAUUUAGACAAAAAUCGAAAUUCGGUUACGAAGCUUAUGCGGACGAAAUUGAUUUACCAUCAGAAUCAUUAGAUAACAAAUAG